CCCACAAUAAUUCGAUCCACCAUGGGAAAGAAACGAAUAAGGCUUCCUCGGAUCGCAAUAGCCCAAGCAUCGUCGACGACCUGGUUCCGCACACCCAUCUGCUGCAUUCCACUCUUUUCCACAAAGGAGGAAGAAGAAGAAGAAGAGCCCUUGUUGGACAAGUCGUUGGUCCGCUUUAAGAUCAGUGGCGUUUCUAGAAGACAAGGUGGCAGCGUAUCGGACACUGGUUGCUGAAGAGCUUGACGGACGAUACAAAGACGGAUAUUUCUUGCUCUUAGGCGAUUCUUCCACUGUUGCCAUGGACGAGUUGACGCGGAAUCGACGCCAUCUGGCUCGCAUGGAGUCGAUGCUCAGAAAUCGAACCGUAGCAGAGAAAACCAGAAGGAGAAUCUUGAGCAGUCGGAGUCUGAAUGGCGGUAGUCAGCACAGUAUACAGGAGGAUGAAGACAAUGAAGAAGAAGAUCCACGUCUCACCAAUCAGGAUCAGACGACUAACACUAACGGCACCACUAACACCACUAACACUACAGAGAGCGAGAUCCACAAGAACGAUUCCAACGUAUCCAACUUAUCCGAUAGUUCCCGCAGUGCUCCCAUCUCGGAGAAGAAUGCCUGUAAUGGGACUACUAGUGCUACUAGUGCUAGCACUGCUAAGGGCACCAAUGACAAUGACGUAGUCAAGCCGCAAAAGAAAAAGAAAAUGAAGAACCCUCCGCAACACGUCAAGACAAAGUUCUGUGCGUGGGCUGCCUCCUUUGCCAGUCUCGAUCCUCGCAUUCGCAUUCAUCGCUUCUUUCAGGAAGUUGCUCAAGAGGGAGACCAGAAACUCGCCAAGGACUCCCGCAACCAGCAACCAGAAAAACCCACCAAUGAAAAAUCCGCACGAGAAUUAUUGGCAUCUUGCUUUAAUAUGGCACAAGUAUUUUCCGUCUGGAGGCCGUGCAGCAAAGAGGCCAUUCGUAAAAUGAUGGCAGGACACGGGGUGGGCAAAGGAUUGGAUAUCAAGGGCAAAUCCGCGAAAUUUGGCAAAUGCUCCGCAUAUGUUCCCUUUUUACAAAUUCAUUCCGAACGCGACAAGCACAAGAUCGAAUGGUUGCCUCAAGAUGCCCGCAUGACCAUUUUCUAUGCCACUCUGGAGACGCGAAACCAAGCUCUGAAAGUGGCGACGAGCGUCCGCGAUGAAAUGGUCGCCACAGUCCAAUCGCUCGACGAUUCCAUGCUGUCACAACGCGAUUCCAUUACCGAAGCCGUACGCCAGGCUGGCAUGGACAAUAGCAGCAACAGUCGAUUGUCUCUCAACAAUACCAAUACCAACAGUGAACAUCAAAAAUCGUCUUUGCUGCAACGUCGAACUUCCGAUGACACUCCGGCUCUCAAGAAGAAGAGUGAACAUUCGUUGUUGCAUCGUGCAACGUCCGAUGGCACCGCAGCAUCCAUUCAACAACGCCGUCGUUCUUCCGACCUUGAACGUUCGUCGUUGCAACGGGGAACGUCCGAUGGCACGGCAAUAUUAUCCAUUCGCCGUCGCUCGUCCAACAUGGACGACUCGGCGACGUCCCACAACGCUCGCUCGUCAGUUUCCUUUGAACCCGUUACUGUGGAGGAGGAACGACGCUCGUUGUUGCAAACCAGCAGAACAUCCUCCGACAAUGAUGUCAUUCUCUACACGGCGGCAUCACAACAAAAACAAAAAUGGGAAAUGACGGAUCCAUCCAUCCAAACAGUCGACGAUUACGAAAAGGAUGGAGUCUACGGAAUGGAAUUGCCAGAACGACUCUUUUGGGAAGCCUUUGUCAUUCGAGAGGAAGAACAUUGUCAGCGAUGGAGAAUGCUGCAGAAAAGCAAGCACGGCAAAAAUGCUAACAGCUCUCGGACGACGGAAGAUGCGGAUGAGUCAUCGGAGUCACUGCAUAAACAGGGAUAUGCCGAGUUGGUCAUGGAACAAAUGCUCCAAGUCACAGAAACCCAGAGUCUAGAGGAACCGGUCAUUGAGUGGAUUGACGAAGCCAACCCCAUUGAGGACGAUUCUGCCAAAAGCCUUGAAGAGGAUGACUCUUCCAAACAGACGAGCCUUGCCGAGGAAGCCCCUCCUCCCAUGCCCGUCAAAGAAAACCCCGAUCGUCACAAUACUUCCGGUACGUUGUCCUCGUUCGCAGAUAUGCUCCCCCCACCCGAUUUUGCUUCUACCGAAACUCUACCGAGCUGCAAUCACACCGUCCGCAAGGGACGACGACGACCCAAAACUCCCUCGUGGUCUUUUGUCGUUUGCGACCGGAAUCGAUUCGAAGAACAGAUCCUACGACCGAUUCGACAACGGGACAAGACGUUUCAGAGCAACUAUGACUGCUUUGCGGGGGAACUACGGCGUUCCGGCUUUGAAGAACAAACUACCGGAACGGGCUACUCCCGAUGGCGCCACGUCUACUUUCAAAUGGAUCGGCCCGAAUUGUGUGGUCUGAUUGGAAGCGAACAUGUCACGGGCCGUGAAUCCAUUGUCGCGUACCAAGAUGCCAAUUUCAAGUCGCUGCGCAAGAGUCACAAAAAGGAAAAGGGUCGUCCUCGUGUCGUCUUGUGGAGUCUGCCCGACGACGAAAAUCCGCUGUGUCCGCACAAUCUACUCAUGGCGUACGAAGAAUAUGGACGCGUCGUGCCUGUGGUGUCCGAUUUUGAUGGGUUCUUGGUGGGAACGAAACGAAUUCAUUUUGAAACGGAACUGGAGGAGUACCAGGUGGAUCUGAUGAAGGGGAACAUUAAAACAGCACAUGAGAUUUUGGAAGGCAACACGUCGGGAAGCAGCUGGGCUGCGAAAUGGCAGUAUGCUGGACGUGACCACUUGUUUGCUGGGGCAUCAAAACGACAGGGUAUGCCACGGUUUGGCUACGGCGAUGAGAAGUCGUACAAACUGAUGGAAGACGCUGUCACACGGCUUGCCGAGCUCGACGGUGCUGUGCGGCAUGGGGCAGAAUGCUUCAACUUUGAAUAUCCUCAAGAGAUGGAUCCAUCCUUUUUGGUGAUUUCCGACACUAUCGAGGGCAACGUCCGAUGGCAGUAUGUCGACUCGUCUCAGUUGCACUACUUUCUCCUCAAACGAAUCGUGAAUAAAUUUACGUUCCCUCUCAAUCCCAAAUGGAUUCUUUGUGAUCCUGGGUGGAGCAAAAUUUACGACAAGCUCCUUACGAGCGAUAUUCCCAACAUUCAGCAAUCAAUGAAUGUCUGGUUCCCACCCAAGUCUGGUGUCCGCGAUAUGAUUGCAGAGAUACAAGAGAAGCAUCCCACUGGACUCAGCUUCGAAUCAUCUGGCAACGGUGUUAAAACCACGAGGAAAGCGAGCAUGGGGCUUUCUGUUGUGGCAACCUACAAUCUACAAUCCGACACAAAAGACCAGCAACAACCUGUACAACUGUUUAUCAAUCGCGGAUCUGUGGUGCAGUUUUCUCGGCCUGGGUUGCGUGCAGGGCUGGUCUGCGCCACGAACGAGUGCUGUGUACCAGUCUGCGGGGGAGUGACACAAGCCGUUGUCGAAGCUGGCGGGCGACAACUCUUGAGGGAUGCUAUGAGUCUUCCCAUCAUUACUGAGACAUCCUUUGGUCCCGUUCGGUGCAGCACUGGGGACGCCCAGGUUGUCUCUCGACAAGACGGUAGCAAGUAUGGCAGUUUAGACGUGAGCCACGUGAUCUGGGCUGCGGGUCCUUCGUACGGAGAAUCGUUUUCGUCCGUCAACGACAUUGCAUUAAAGGACGGCUUGCUUCGACUGGCCUAUCAAGCAUCCUUGGAGCGGGCCAAAGAGCAAGGUUUGGAGUCAGUCGGUUUCUCUCUGAUUAGCGCCGGCAAACGUGGUAGUCGAUGGGAUCCUCAGAGGACGUUGCGAAUUGCUAUGCGGGCUAUUUGUGACCAUCGAGAGUUUGGAAGCGUAAAAGAGGUUCACUUGUGCGCCUUUACGGCCAACGAGGUGUCCGCCCUUGAGUGCAUUGCUACCGAGUUUGAAUUGUGCUAAUAGUUGAUGCUUGGUAAUAGGCGAAUAGAAAGCUCAAAAUAUUAAAAUUGCUAGUAAUAUACACAAAGAAGCAUCUAGACAGUAAAAUCGAGAUGCUCAAAUGAGGCCGAAG
Messenger RNA from Seminavis robusta, 4106 nucleotides. NCBI's taxonomy places the organism in Eukaryota, Bacillariophyta, Bacillariophyceae, Naviculales, Naviculaceae. The record is from the annotation of a GenBank genome assembly.